This is a messenger RNA of Theileria annulata, 1065 nucleotides long. RefSeq lists its product as uncharacterized. The coding region runs from base 1 to 1065 and encodes 354 amino acids. The record is from RefSeq and is a predicted model, not a curated record. The transcript is spliced from 2 exons. Lineage: Eukaryota; Apicomplexa; Aconoidasida; Piroplasmida; Theileriidae.
AUGAAGUUCGUUAUAUUAGCUUUACUUGCUUUGGCAUCUGGUCUUCAUGCCAAGGAAUUGAAUCUCAAGGACUUAGGAUUUGUCCUUUUUGGAAAGCAUGGUGAUGGCACUAAAGUCACUCCAGCGGCUGGUUCAUGUCCACUCGGAGUUCUUCCCGAUACUGUAUUCCUUCACAAGACCUUUAAGAAGGGUGACCACUUCUUCACAUGGGUUAGACCAGUACAUGGUAAGGUUCAUAAACUGGUAUGUGGAUCCGUUGCUGUUUGGGAGGCUGCUGCUGGUGAAGUACUUCUCGACUUGCACUUUGUAGGUAACAAGGAUUCAGAGAAGUUCCUCCACUUGGAACUUUUCCACCCAGCUGUAGGUUCACACCAUGUAUUCCUUAAAUUCGCUGGCGGUGCUACUCCUGGUGCUGGUGUUGUUCUUGGUAUGGCAGCCUUUGUAGUCGGUGUUCAUGGAUUAGUUAAAGAUCUUCCUAAACUUGAAGGGCUUCCUGCUCAUGCAUUUGUACAUGCUUUGGCUGCACAUGCUGCUCAUCUUGCCCAUCAUGGUGCUCAUGCUGCACUCAAGGCCGAUGGUGGUCUUGUCCUGAUAUUCCUGCUGCUGUUUGUAUUCAUAGGCACCGCUACAAAUUGGCUACUUGUGUUGGUAGUGGAGUUAACGGAUAAAACUCUGUCACACAGUUUGAUUAUUUCCAGCAAACCCUCCAAAAAUUACAAUUCAAAGAAUAGUUUGAAGGGAAUGGAUAAUCAGGCUGAGUUGAACCCAGUUGAGUUAAUGAACGUUAUUGAGGAACUGAGGAAAGAAAUCCAAAAGUUGAAGGAAGUAUCGUACAAGAAUUCACUGGCUAUAAACGGAUUAUCCAAAAGUGAGUACAAGUUACAGGGUGUUGGCGAGAACCUGGAAUCAGCAAAGCAUAGCAAGUUCGGAAAGGGCUCAGCUGUAGUUAACCUAAACUCUAACGGGAACAGACAAGAUAUGAAAUUUGCUAAAAUAAGAGAUGAAGAUUCAGAAUUUGUGCCCGGGAUUAUAGAAUAUAAAGUAAACAUAUCACAACAAUCUUGA